Messenger RNA from Melampsora larici-populina 98AG31, 879 nucleotides. RefSeq lists its product as uncharacterized. The transcript is spliced from 3 exons. The coding region runs from base 1 to 879 and encodes 292 amino acids. The record is from RefSeq and is a predicted model, not a curated record. Lineage: Eukaryota; Fungi; Basidiomycota; Pucciniomycetes; Pucciniales; Melampsoraceae.
AUGUCUCACUAUCCCUCCUCUUUCUCUCACUCUGAUGCUCAUCGACAUCAGAAACGAGACUCUUCAAUUUGUCAAGCUUAUCUUGCACCCGCUGCUAGCGAUGUGAUUGAAGCAUAUGCGCAAACCACCUUAAAGUGGGACCCAAAGUGUCUUACUACUUACGACUCACUCGACAUAUAUCUUCAAUCAGUCGAUGCUGCUCAACCGAUCCAUCUCUGGAAGUCUGUCACUACCUCCGAUGGUCAACUUACCACCUCCUUCAUUCCCUCCUGGUGGAACAGUACCAACGCUGCUACCCUCCAGCUCGUCAUCACUGGUGCCGAUCAACCAGCUUGGGCCGGUUCGGGAUCUGGUCCCACUUUCUUUGCCGAGUUCAACGGCACAACUCCCGACUCUGUCCCCGAUGCUGAGAAAGCUAAGACUCAGCUAGGUGGUCCCAGUGUCGAAGUCAUCAACAAGGCACACUCUCGUGGACUUGCUGGUGGAUCGAUUGUAGCCGCUGUCUUGGUACCUCUACUCGCAGUUGCAGGUCUCAUCGCGGCUUACAUCGUUGUCUCUCGUCGUCGAAGUGGAACCGCAAGCAAGCGAUGGAGUCAGUACGUCGACCAACGAAUGUCGACUGCCCCCAAUGCUGCCAACUGGGAGGCGGGCAGAUUACCAAGCGACCCCGUCAUUCCUCGUCCCGUCAGCGCUCGUGUUGCAUCAAUGUACCGUCAUUCUGCUUCGCUCCCUUCGCGUGCAUCUAUCGUCGCCAACACGCCAUCUCGUCUCAGUCACGCCUUCAGCCCGGAGAUGUCUCAGCAUCGCAAUGUUUGUGAGCUUGCUGGCCUUGUCAGCAGUGCACUUGGAUCCUUGCUUGUGGUGUCAUCAAAAAUUUGA